Molecule: messenger RNA, 4598 nt
Organism: Ochlerotatus camptorhynchus
Lineage: Eukaryota; Metazoa; Arthropoda; Insecta; Diptera; Culicidae
Exons: 5
Coding region: 61-1881 (606 amino acids)
Cellular component (GO): cytoplasm
Molecular function (GO): protein binding
Source: RefSeq, a predicted model, not a curated record
GAGAAAUUCAAAGCAUCAAAUUGGUGAACAGGAAUACUUUAAUUUGUGGCGUCAAUCAAAAUGGAAAACCUGCCAUGUGAAAUGAUUGAGCACAUCUAUUCAUUUCUGCCGUAUAGCGACCACUUGCGAGCCACAGAAGUUUGCUUCCGUUGGAAGGAAAUAUUCGAAAAACGUGUAUUGAAAGAUACUUUGCUGACGAUUGCAAAAAAGCAUUGUGUCAUCAAUAAGCACAGUUUCCACAAUGGUUUACAAAGGUUGGCGAAAAGCACAAGAAUGUAUCAAGAUUUGAUGUUCGAGGAUAUAGACUUUGCAUACCUAGAUAGACAAACUGUAAUUCAGCUGUCUAUUCUAUUAGCAAACAUGGGAUUAUAUGUACUGAAUUUAACUCUGAAAGAUUGCCGUCUAACAGAUGGGAAACUAUUCUUAAUAGUUCAUCUAAUGAAAGAAAUGCAAACCAUAUGCAUUGAUAGCUGUGAGAUAUAUAACCACUCGAUUUUUGUACCUGAAUUAGAGCCUAGAAGUAACAGCAUACAAUUAGUUAGCAUUUGUAACGUUAAAGCUGAAAAUGAGGCUUCUAUAGUUGAUCUGCUGACUAGUGGUAAUUCGGCCGAAAUUCAUGUGACAGUGGAUAAGGCUUAUAUUGAUCCAAGAACAGAUGUAAUCGAGAGGUACGCAGGAAAUAUAAAAGUGUUGUCCUGUUUGUUCAGCGAAACUCGCACAAUUCGAACCAUAUUUGGGUGUCCUGCAUUAAAUCUCGAAUCUUUGAAGUUGCAUCGGAAUCCAUCGAAUGAGCUACACUAUGUCACGCUUCUGGAAACAAUAUCGACACAAAGAAAUCUGCGGAAACUAUCCAUUAACAUGCCCAUCUCACUACGUGUACUUGCUCAAAUAGCCCAGACCAUGUUUUUACUUGAAUUUUUGGAAGUCACUAUCAAUGACGAUGUUGAGUUAAGAACUACAAAAUGGCCAAAACUCAAGGUACUAUCUUUAUCUCAUUCCAGCAAUAUGAAUAGUAUACUUAAUGGCAUGGAUUUUGAAAACCUUGAGGAACUUCGAUUACAUACGAAAAAACUGACUAGAAACACAAUGGAGACCAUCUACGAAAAAUGUGCUGGACUAAAGAAGCUGACUCUUACCGCGCUAUCAAUGGUGCGAUGUGAAAGUAUUCUCGCAUCAAUCGGAGAUCGAUUGGCUGAUUUGGUUGAAAUUGACCUACAGUGUAGCUCACGAACAACAUUCAUCCCUUUUUUCAAGUCCAUCGUAACACUAAAGCAGCUCGACUCAUUAUCCAUCUGUUGUUGUGAUUUUAUAACGAAUAAGACACUAAUACAGAUACAUUUGCCUUACCUCAGCACAUUGAAAAUUACACGAAAUUUUAAGAUUUCGAAAGAAGGAUUACAAGAUCUGUUCAGCAACUGCCCGAGAAUUGUAUCGCUCACUAUUCGAAAAUGCCCUGCCAUUGAUGAUGAAGCUGUAAAGAUAGUAACAACCUGCUUGCCUCAGUUGAAAGUUCUCGAUAUUAGUGAGUCCCCUAUCAUUACUUUGAACAGUAUUCGAUACAUAAUGGAAAAUUGCAACUUUCUGAAGGACUUGCAAAUUGAGAACUGCCGACGAUUGUUGAUCCAGUGGCGAAAUGCACCAUAUUACAUAAGCAGCAUCCAUUCUUUGAGGAGCUAUUACAAUAUGUACCCAGAGUUUUUCCAUUUCCAUCUACUCUCAGAACCAGCACAAGAGUGCGACAGCGAUUAUUGCUUCUAUAAUGACAGUGAAGCGGACAUUUCCGAUGAUUUUAUAGAAAAUUAUUAUCCUGAGCCUGCGAACUCAGCAGAGCAGAGCAGCGAAGAAGCUGAUGAUAUUAUUAUUCUAAGUGACGAGGAGUGAUUUGUUUUGUUGUUUUGAUCGUUAUCAGUUGUGUUUGUUAUAAAUACAAAAGUGCAAUUUUACAGUAUCGAUCAAUGUAAUUCAAGCUGAUGUAUGUAUAAUGUAUUUAGCUAAUCUUAAGAAAAGACUUCUUUUUUUUGUUAGUUCAAUGAAAAGAUGGAAAUUCGGCUUACACUUCCAGAACACAACUAUCAGUUGCUUCUGAAUUUAAUUCCUUUUUAUAUGUACAAUACUGUUUGUUUGUGUGUAAAUGAGUUCAGUUUCGAACGCCUUUGGAUACGGUUGUUUUAAGUUUGUUCUCUGUUUUGUGCGUGCGUUCGCAUUCAUAGUUUUCGGUUGCAUUUGCCGGAUUAGCUUCCGGACGGUUAUACGUGUGUGAUUGGUGGUUUUCUCGCUUUCCGAGAAGUUUUAGAAUCGAGAAAGAAAACAUGAUUCAUCAUGUUUGCAAGCAACAGAAGAUUUGACGCUAUCUGCGUUGUUUGAUUUUUUCUCCCGGACCAGAAAUUUGUGGCAUCGCGAGUGAUAAUUUUAAUUUUAGUUUAUUUACGCGGUGAUAAUGUUGGUUCACUCGCAACUAUUUUUGAAAAAAAAAUUAAGUGUGUUCGAUCGAAAGUGUACCAAAAGUGCUCCUAAACGUGUUUCGCAGUUGGAUGUGGUGAAAUUCGUUCCAUGCCGGAACCGGAAGUAUACAUCGUGGCUGCGAUGUUCUAUGUUCAUUUUUGUUAGCAUCGCAUAAUGUGGAAUGUUUAUAAGGAGCACAAUAUUACACAACCAGCAGUAUGUCCUACGUUCAGCUAUUUGGAUGUAAUAUUAAACUACUUUUUUUAGACCAACAAUUUUCUCCUACGGAAUACUUUAAACCAAACUCUCUCAUUGUAAGUUAUUGUGUGUGGCAGGAUAAUUUCUCAAAAUGGGAUUAUAUUGUCACGCUAAUGUUAAAUUCUCAUUUGGUGACGGUCGAAGCGAGCCGCUCAUAAGCGCGCUGCAACCCCGCCCUUAUGGGGUGUUUACACUUAUGCUAUUUCACUAGCGCUAAUGAGCUAGCUGCUAGUAAAAACGUUCACUAGCAUAAUGUAAACAGGACAUCAGCGUCCAGCAGCAUGAGAUUUCAGGAGCAACUGAAAUUCGUGCUAGUUGGCUAGUACACUAGCGCUAGCAAAUCCGCACAAAUGUAAACACCCCAUUAAGGGUUAUACACGAUACGAAAAUCAAUUAUUUUAUUCAUGUAUUUCACUUAUACAUUUUUGCCAAAACAUCAGCCUUAUACAUUACAUAAGACAAACCACAUAGGUCCAGUAAGAAUGCAUAAAAGGUAUGUGUGACCGCUUAUAAAUUUCAUUUUACACAUGAUCUUCAUUAACUUUUUGCAAGGCGUCUGCUUAUUAGUUGACUCAUACAUUUAAUAAAUAAUCAGCAAUAUAAAUUUGCCCAAAAGGUAUAAGGAGAUUUCUAUCCGUGUACACAGGUGUGUAACUUAGAUAGUAUUUUAUGGCAGCGGCUUGAGGAGCGGAUCAUGGAUAAAGAGCCGCCGUGUGUUAAAUCAGUGGGCGCAGUCGUACGGCCAUACACAGAAAACAGAUGGUAUAAUCCCAUUUUGAGAAAUUAUCCUGCCACACACAAUACCAUCUGUUUUCUUAUAGUUGAAGAUGCUAAUUUCAAAUAACAGACUGUAGUGGUAAUUUUUAUACGAUAGAUGGAGUAGAUGAAAACAUAGAGUUGAUAGUUCCGUUAGAGUACGGCAGUGUGAAGAUUGCAUAUAGAUAUUAGAAUAGCGAGCUAGGACAACUUUUAAGGAAGGUACAAAUCGGUUUUUUCAUCUCUCUUUACCAAACUCCCCCUUUGGAGAGGGAUGGUGAGGGGUGUUGCGUCGGGAUGUUUUGGCAGAAACACAAAAGGCAACCACCACCACCAUCAGAAACACAAAAGGCAGACCACCAUCGUACAUAAUAACAUUUUGCAUAAAUUACAGAGGCGGAAUGAACCAAAACUCUUCAUACAAUAGAAGAAAUCCCCAUAUCGUAUUUAUUAUAGAUACUAUAGAUUCCAUAGAUAAGUGGAGGCACAAAAAGUUGUUUUGGCAACCAUGAAAAAUAAAUGAUCUUACUGGUAUCCGUGAAAAAAAUGUCAUGCCAUUAUAGAGCUCUUCGUUGUGCAGUUUUGUUUUGUUUUGUUUUAUUUCGUGCGCAAAAGUUCAAAAUGAAGUGCAAAGCAAAUCUUUGCAACAAUCAAUCGAGAAAUGGGUUGCUUUAUAUUUCCUUCUUCCGUUGUCCGCGAAAUAAAUCGGAAUGUGGAGUGUGGAAAGCGUUUUGAGCCAAUAAUAUUACAAUACUUCUCCCGCAAACAACACCCCUCCCCUUGACUAGUUUUUAACCUGGACGUUGGCUAAUCUUAUGCUUCAUAGUGGAGCGUUGAAGACGGUUGGUUUAGGUCCGGCAUCGUCGUAGUACACUUACGUAUAGGCACUGACGUUUGGUGCGAUACUGGCGGGUUUUCCGCAAAUCACUCUUAUUUUAUUUAUUUUUACACAUAUAGAUUUAUUUGUCCUAAUAAAAAAUAACCAUAAACGAACGAUAUCCCAAAUCAUUGAACUAUUCCACAAAUGGUUUGGAUGAUACCCAGAACACGUCGUUAAGCAAAUUAACCAUACCAUUUUUAUUAGGGUGGGUUUGUACGGGAAUUAUACUAUUGAAAUAUUUCAGAAAGUGCCCAACAGUGCU